UUGAUGUUUGACCUAAUUAAAUUUCUCUUACAGUACCUGUACCAAAUCCAGGUGAUACGCAAGCGCCAUCAUGCACAGAUAACCGAUUUACUGAAGGCAAGAGCUACGUCUAUUCUUACGAAUCCGAAUCAGUGACCGGAAUCGUAGGAACAAGCGAACGCCUAUCCGGACUAAAAAUUGACUGUACGGUACAACUACAAGUGCCGGAACAGUGUGAAUUUAUCUUGACGUUACAGCAAUGUACCCUCAAGGAACUAGACCCCGACGUGACGUCUUUCGACUGGUCCAUCAUGGAGGAGAAGAGCGCAGCUUUCAACAACGAAAUGGUGAAAUAUCCCCUACUGUUCACUAUGGAUGGUGGAAAAAUCACCGGUCUAGAAGCCCGCCAAGCUGAACCUCUGCAUAUUCUGAACGCAAAGAAGGGUAUACUGAGUGCUUUCCAAUUGGAGGUGGUUAAUUCCACUAAGUCCAUCACCGUAAUGGAGGAGAACAUUUUUGGAAACUGCUCAGUGGACAUCAAACCUCACUACUCAGAAACGAAGGACCGCAUUGACUACAUCGUCACCGAAAAGGACCUGACCACGUGUAUUCGCCCAUCCAGGAAUGUUCCAGUGCCAACUUUGGUUGAGACCAUCACUAACUUUACUCUUGCAGACAAACUCUUUGAUUCAAAGCAGUUCUGUAAACACAGCAUCAAGAAGUCCCAUGUUGACAUGAUUAAGUGUGAUGAGCGACAUUUGUUCCGCCCAAUGAGCUACAUGGACGCCAGUUUGCAAACCAACAUUACAAAAGUCAUCGUAUUUCUGGAUUCGACUAAGAUGAACUCUAAACCAAAGAUCGAUAACAGAGACAGUCGCUCAACUGAUUUAGUGUACGAAUUUGAAGAUGAGAAGUUUCCAGGAGUCGUUGGCGUAGAUGGAGCCAUUGAAUCUCUGAUGACACUUGUGGAGAGCACCGUAGAUGAGGUCAAGAUGGACACUCCACGCAGAUUUACUGAAUUCGUUGCCAUACUUCGAUCCCUGAGCAAUGAAACACUUCAUGAGUUCUACCCGAUGGCUUACAACUGCUCCAAGUACAAUGAUAAAUGUGCCGAAAACCUCUGGAAAGAAAAACUUGCCAGGCAGUACAUUUACGAUGGAUUGAACCACUGUGUAACGCAAUCCUGCUUCUCAUUGAUCAAUACUAUGAUUGCCAAUAAAGAGAUUGACGGUAUAAUGGCCCAGAAGAUGCUCUACACCAUGGCCAUGCAGCCUUACCCAACAGAAGUACUCAUCCAAGAGACUCUUCGCAUUUCCAAGGCCCUGCGCACACAAUCAUCAAUCCUCACCCUUAGCACCAUGGUGCACAACUACUGGGUCAACAACCAGGAAAUAAGAGAACAGCGUAAUCUUCCAGAUGUAUUGUACAAUACUAUAGAAUUCCUCAAAGGCAUCAUCAACUACGAUUGUACCGCUCAAUCUAACGAGCUUGAUACUGGAGUUAGUGCUGAGUCUAACCGCCAGAUUCUCUUGGCCCUCAAAGCCAUUGGCAAUAUUGGAGAACCAGUCCAGUUUUACGACAACGCCAUCUUUGUUGACACUGACAAAAUCAUCAGUACUCUCUUCCGUUGUGCCAAGAAUCCAGCAGCUCCACGCAACAUCACGCUAGCCGCCAUCCAAGCCUUCCGACGUCUCAACAUCCGCACCGCUCAGCUUGAGCCUUUGAAGGAAAUCUUGUCUAACACCAACAUGGAUGUUGAAAUUCGCAUUGCUACGUACUUGAUGAUUAUGAGAAGUUCUCCAGCAAAAAGAGACCUCAAGGCAAUCAUUGACAACAUGCGUGAUGAGCCAGUUGAUCAAAUCAGAGCAUUCAUCGGAUCUCAUAUUCAAAAUGUACUCGAAUCUGAAGAACCAUCUCUACAGAGCCUCCGCUCCAAAUUGCUCAAGAUUCUUGUUGACGAUCCUUUACCAGAGUACCCAAGGAACAUUUUGAAAUACUCACGCAACAUCGAAUUCUCAAAGGCUUUCCGUCUCCCAUACAUCAACAAGACCAGCUCAUCUCAGUUUGAGAGCAACAUUAUCUACAACGCCAAUGCAUUCCUGCCACGUGCGGCCAUGUUCAACACAACUUUGAAUGUUCUUGGACGUAGCCUGUAUAUGGUUGAAUUUGGAAUUGAUAUGCAAGGAUAUGAAAAGACUCUUGAGGCAAUGUUUGGGCCACAAGGGUACUUCCCUGACGUUGUCUUGGAAAAUAUGUACAAGAAGAGCAAAGAUCUACUGAAGUUCUUGAACGAAACUUACCAGAGGAAGAGUGUAGAGUAUGGCCUCCCCGAAAAGAUUGAACAACUCUCUGCCAAGGCUGAUCAAGUCCUCGAAAUGGCCCAACCAUAUUUGGACAUGGCAAAACCAUAUAUGGACAUGGUCGAACCAUAUGUCAAGAAGGCAAUAAAGAAGGGAGAACCAAUCUAUAAGGAAGCUAAAGCAAUGGCUAAGCCAAGCAUUAAGAAGAUGAAGAGGAAGCUGAUGAACCUUGCCGAAUCUCUGCCAGAAACUAACGAACCAACAGAGUCAACUGGUGAAGAUCUCCUGCCCAACAACAUCAUGAUGGAAUUGGAUAAAAUGCACGCCAAGGUCUCCCACCUUCCCGAACCAAAAUACAUUUCCAUCUACUUAAGAGCUUUUGAGAAUGAGCUUGGAUUCACAACCGUUGAGGAGAUGCUGUCCAUGAUCCCAAGAUUGAAUGUCACCAACAUCAAGAAGGUGAACAUGCAAAUGGUUGUCGAUGUAAUGAAGGAUAUUUCCAAGAAACUUGCGGAUGGAGUUGAAAUUAAUAUGACCAAGAGCAUGAUACUUGUUCAACGUGAUUGGGUCGUACCAACCAGCAUGGGUAUUCCAAUGAAUGUCUCCCUCAAUGGCACAACCUCCAUGGCUGUUCGCUCCCUAUUCCGAAUGAAGGUAGAUGACAUCAAGAAGCCAAUGUUUAUUGAGGGUAAAUUUGCCCCGAGUGCUGCUGUCGAGGUUGCCGGAAAGAUGGGUGUCACACUUCCCUUGUACGGAGAGACUGGUGUCUUGAUUAACGCUACGGUUUACCACUCGUCCAGUAUCGCUGGCAACGUAACCUAUAAGAAUGGACGUGUUCGAUUCAACCUGAAGAACAUCAAGGAACCAAUGAACCUCUUCAACUUCUCCACCAACUUUUUCUUGGUUCGCCCAGACAAUGUAGUUGAAUAUUUGCCAGGUGUUGAGAAAGACCGAAGCGAAUAUAAAUUCUGUACAAACGUCUCACGUGUAGUGGCUGAUGAUCUGUGUCUUUCAUUCGCAUAUCCCAAUGCCAGUUACGCCUAUGCUGCACGCUUCCCUCUGUCUGGACCAAUGAGUUUCAACAUCACGCUUGUGCCAACCGACAGUGUUGAAGCUUUUACAAUGGAAGCAUCUUUCAGAAGGGAGAAGACCAGUAUUCCUAAGAAAGUAUUCAGUUCAAUUGGUAAAUCAUCCGUCAAACCUAGGCUGCUGAGAGACAUUGUCCACUUCAACUUUUCUGCACCAGGUAAAGAACUAACCCGCAACAUUUCUUCCCUCUUGGUGGUCGACUACCAAAAGACAGAAGUUCAAUGGAACUUUACCGUCCCAGAGGUCAAGGCCUUCCGCAUCUAUGCCGGCAUCCUGAACCUGACUGACAGCGAGAAGAACAGAGUUGGAUACCAUCUGACCUACAACAUUUCUGCUGCAGAGAUUUACAACGCUUCUAACUCUCUAACAUUAGUCAGUGAAUCUGAUGAAAUGAACACCAACUGCUCAAUAAUCUUUGACACCACUGUGAUGGCAUGGCGCCACACAAUCCAUGCCCAGUACCUUAACAACUCUGGCAACUGGAUCGGUAGCCUCAAUGAGACCUACUACUGGGACAAUGAGACUCCUCUUUACAAGCAGAUUUUGUGGCCUUUCAAUGACUAUAGCAUCAAAGCCGACAAGUUCAAAACUGCAUACGUCCUCGUCAAGAGUUACGAACGUGAAUGCGAAGAGGUUGGAUGCAGCAAGAGACAACGUGUUUUUGAGACCAGCAUGUUCAGACAGAACUUCACUCUAAACAACAUCCACACUAAGAAACCAAAGAGCAUUGUAAAUACCCUCAAUGUUACCUUUGCCAAUGACAAUUUGGUUCUUCCAAUUAUGAACUUCACCACCCAAUUGUUAAACAAAACCGAACUGGAGGUUGAGAAGUACGAAGUCACUAUGAAUGCUUCUCGCCAUGAGCGUUAUGCUGCCAUCAUUCACGACAUCACCCGUAUCCGUGGAGAAUAUAACCACUCUAUUCGCUUUGUGUACUACAGCUUUGCUAAGCUGACCCUUCCCCAAUUUAAAGAAGUCCUCGGCUAUCCACUUGCCUUAGAUUAUUAUGGUGAUGCACUUUACAGUAUGGUCCCAUCUUUCUUGAAUACCACCAUCGCCAUCAGCCUGAGGAAUGAGACUGCUACAAUGGAGGAGGACAUUAAACCACUUCGUCUUCUUGGAUACGUCAACGUCACGUACCCCAACCCACUGAAUCUUCACGAACAACAAAGUAUCAGUGUUGUAGCUAAAAUUGCGAAUGAUACAAUUUAUGAGGAUAAUGAACACAGCUACUGGCUGCAUUUCAACACAUCCGUACCACAUCUUCAGUUUGAAACAAGCUAUCUGGCUGAAAUCGUGAAGGGACAAGAUGGUGUGGCAUUUGGCCACAACUUUACUUUUGCGGACAAGAAAAGAGUACAGAAUUGGAGCUUCGGUACCUUUGCCAACUGGAUGCCACUUACUACGAAUGUAACAUGGGUCUCUAAGGUUUCAACCCCAGUUCUAAACAUCAGCUAUGACCAUGUUCAAUUUAAGAAUGAUGGUGGGUUCCAGUUGAUCUUCAACGAUACUGUUAACAACACUUUGACAAACUUCCUGAACCACACAGUUUACGGACACUUUGAACUAAAACCAGAAUUCAUUUCUCUGAAUGCUACUCUCUGGACAAAGAUGUUGCAAAUAAAUGGCACCCAUGUUUUGAGGAAGCAAGGACCAAUUGUAGACUUCUCGUUGGAAAGUGUCCAGGACCGAGUUAGGUCUAUGUAUACUAAGGUUCGUGAAAUGAAUUUCAGAGCCCUCUACGAGGAAACCAAAGAUGUGUCAAAGAAAAUGAUUGAUUCCAGCUUCCAUCUAACCAACGCCAUCAACAUCCAAACCCCAAGUGUUGCCAACAUGACUUUUAACCACACGAUGGGAUUUGGAAUUACAGGCUUAAAUGAUACUGUCAAGGUCAACGUAACUUGUGAAAAGUCAGGUCUUGGAGCCAACCUAUUUACCAACUUCGCCUUAAACAAAACCAGCCUGAACACCUUGAUUGUUGCUGAGAGCAAAAGCCCAAUUCAUUUGAUGCAAGGAAACACAUCUGUUGUACUGUUUAAGAGUGCACCAAUGGAAAUUGGUCUCGAGAGCUCAUCACACAUGGGCCUUAAAUCUUCAAAGGGAAAUGUCAGCCUUAAUGGUACAUUCUUCAUUAACAACAUGAAAAACCCAUGGAGCUUCAAAUCUGUCAACGGAACCCUGAAGUACAAUAUUUCAUCUCCCAUCUUUGGUGCCCAGCUGAACAGCACUGCGGUUCUGAGAAACUUUAUCUCUCCCUUCCAAUUUGAAAAUAUUACCGGCGCUAUCACUCAUAACCUCACUUCCAAGCUUGCCACAUUGAAUUCAGAGAUGUCCCUUCUGUUGAAUGAUUUCAUGUCUGUCUUCAACUUCACCAAGGUCAAAGGAGCCAUGAUGCAUAACCUAACUUCUAAAUGGGCCAAUGCCUCUUCAGUAUCUGAUAUUAUUUUCCAUGACUUCUCAUCUCUGGUCAACUUUGUAGAAGUUAAUGCUACUUCUGUGAACCAGAUUGUCUCUAAGAAUAUCAACUUCAGUGGUAAUGCAGCAGCUGUUCUAAGAAAUUUCAAAUCUGCCUUCAACUUCGAAUUGGUGAAUACAACAAUGAAUCAUAACGUGUCCACAAAUAUUGGUAACAUCACCCAAAACAGCAAAGUUAUUUUAUCUUCGUUUACAGAUAUACUUAGCUUUAUUGAAGCAAAUGCUACAACCGUCACCAAAGUGUCUUCUAAGUGGGUAAAUGCCAACUCUUCCAUGGACUUGAUUGUUAAAAAUGUACAGUCCCUAUUCAACUUCAGCCUUGUAAAUGGCACAAUGAACCAUAACGUAGUGAGUAAACUGGCCAAUCUUACUUCAGUCAGUCAAGUUACUAUGUCUGACUCUAUUAAUAUGUGGGAAUUCGAUGAAUUCAAGGCAAACACCAGUAACAAGCUUGCCUCCCGUUUGACAAAUGUCAGUUCAGAUAUGGCACUGGUUUUGAAGAAUUUCAGCUCCAUCGUCAACUUUAGCUUAGUAACUGGCAAUAUGACACACUCAGUCGAUUCCUACCUUGGCAGUCUUGAUUCAAAGAGUCAACUGAACUUGGUUAACUUCACCAACCUUUUCCGUUUUGAGCAUGUCAACGCAACUACGAAGACCAACAUCACCUCACGAUUGGCUAACAUGACAUCUGAUAUGUUGUUGUUGAUGAAGAACUUCAGUUCUCCAUUAGUAUUUGAAGAGAUUAAUGGUACCGCAACAAACAAUCUAUCGUCAAGAUGGGUGAAUGUUGACUCUGAAAUGAAAUUGAUCUUUGAGGACUUCUCCUCGCUGUUUAACUUCAGAAAGGUGAAUUCAACUAUGGUCCACAAGUUGCUUUCAAAAUGGGUUAAUGCUACAUCAGUAAGUGGCAUGACAAUGCACAACUUUACUUCACCAGUCAGCUUCACUGAAGCUAACUUCACUAGCCAUAACAACAUCACAUCUCGUGUUGCGAAUCUAACAACAGAGACAGACCUUCACCUUCAUGAAUUUACAUCCCUUUUCAACUUUAGAAAGAUGGCAGGAAGCAUGAAAAGCAUCGCUUUUUCCAAGUGGCUGAAUGCCACAUCUGAGAGCUCUGUUCGUUUCAGCAAUCACAGUUGUCUUUUCAAAUUCGAUGAAAUCAAAGCAACCACCAACCAAAACGUUAGCUCUCCAGUUACCAACUUGACAUUUAAUACUUUAUUGCAUCUGCAAAACUUUAGGUCUAUCUUCAACUUUGACAAGAUUACAGGCGUGAUAAAGCACCGUUUCGAUUCCAGAUAUUUGAAUGCUACAUCAAUUAGCUCUGGAAUUGUCAGUAACCAUACAAACUUGUUUACCUUUGAAGAAAUUAAUGUCACUACCACUGACAUUGUGAAUUCCCGUUGGGUUAACCUUACCGCUGAUUCGGUAUUACGUCUGCAAAACUUCCGGUCUAUUUUCAACUUUUCGAAAGUAAAUAGAACGGUUGUAUACAAUUUCUUAUCGAGAUACCUCAAUCUCACCUCAAACAGUUCUGGUAUCAUCAGUAACCAUGUUGGGUUGUUCAGAUUUGAGGAAAUCAGUGGCACAAGCUCAAACGUGAUUUACUCCGGGUAUACUAACCUAACAUCUGAUGUUGUUCUAAAAUUGCAAAACUUCAGCUCAAUUUUCAAUUUUACCAAGGUACAUGGAACUGCCGAUCACAAAAUAGACAGCAAAUUAGUAAACGCUACUUCAAAUAGUAGUAUGAUCUUCCACAACUUCACUUCUCUAUUCAACUUCUCUGAAGUGAACACUACAUCCUUGAACACAGUUAACUCAAGCAUAGUGAAUCUUACUUCUGAAGUUGCUGCUAAACUAAAGAACUUUAGGUCAAUAUUUAAUUUUGACGUCAUCAGUGGACUUACCCGCCAGAGUCUUCGCUCAAGGCACGUAAACGUUACUACCAAUAACACCAUGAUUGUCAAUAACCAUGAGGCUCUGUUUAAAUUUGAAGAAAUAAAUGCAUCCAUUGCCAACAAUCUUACAGUGAUGUCGACAAACCUUACAUCUUCAGCGCUUAUGCGUCUUGAAAACUUCCGAUCAAUAUUUUGCUUUGUCAAAUCUGCUGUUUCUGGUAACAUCACUCUUGCAUCUAAGAUAGCUAAUGCAACUUCAACCAACACUUUUAUUGUAAAUCAACACCAUAAGCUAUUCAAUUUUGAUGACAUCAGUGCCAUCACAGACAGCAGAGUGAAGAUGCUCUCAACUAAUCUGACAUCCAGAAUGUUCUUUGGACUAAACAAAUUUAAAUCUAUCUUCAGCUUCAACAAGAUCAUGAGUGGCAGCAACAUCAUCAUUGAAUCAAGAUUACUGAAUGGGACAUCCAACAGUUCCAUGGUGGUAUCUAACCAUCCUUCCUUGUUUGUAUUUGAUGAAGCUAAUGUAACAACUUCUAACAAAAUAGAAUUUUUUUCCACCAUGUUGGAUUCUGAUAUGUUAUUACAAAUGAACAAAUCUAGAUCUUUCCUCAAUUUCAAGAACUUUUUGACUGCGGCUAACCAUGGUCUUAAAUCCCAGUGGAUCAACGCCACAUCCAAUAGCUCAAUGCAGAUUGAGGACCACAGACGACUUUUUGCUUUUAAUGGUGCUACUGCAGAAACUGUCAACAAAAUUAACUCAUCCUUGAUGAAUGUCACUUCUGAGGCUGUUAUACGUCUUACAGAUUUCAACAAAGUGUACAAGUUUGAAAAAGUGAAUGGAACCAUGAGACACAUUGUUUCUACACCAAUCCUCAACAUCUCCUCUGAAAGUGUUGUCAUUCUUAGCAAAUUCAAAUACCUUUUCAAAUUCGACGAAGCCAAUGCAACUACCUCAAAUAGGAUUUCAUCCUAUCUUGGCAAUGUAACAACCUUUGCUGGAUGGAGAAGAAGAGACUCUGAUAGUAUGUUUAAAUUCGACCACAUGAAUACUACCAUGACCAUGAAUGUAUCUCUUCCAGUGUUUGUUGUAGCCACCAAUGCUACCACAGAUUUCGUCAACUUCAGAGGCAUUUUCGACUUUGAUAAGGUCAAUGGAUCUUCGAACCUUAUAUGGGACAAGUGUUCUUUCAUGAACAGCACCGGUAGAGCAGAAUUUGCGAUGAAUGAUUUCCAUAGCCUUUUUAACUUUACUAAGGCUAAUACUUCAGUUUAUUACAGCACAAAAACCAAAAUUGGCCAAUUUACCUCUCUUACUCGUGGUGGUCUAAGUGGGUUCCGAACACCUUUCAAGUUCAACCGUGUUUGUAUGGAUACUAAAAAUAUUCUUACCACUCCAUUAGUUGUGUUCCACCAAGAGACUGGAUUAACAUUGACAAAUUCCACAAAGUUCCUCAAAUUUGAUCGUUUCAAUGUUACAGGCAGGUUCAACCUGAAUUCCAGUCUUGUCAACCUUACAAGUCUUGAUACUUUUGCAGUCCAGAACAUGUCUAGCCUUCUUAAUUUCUCCCAAAUCACCAUGAACAGGCAAUACGAUGUGAAGAGCUGUCUAACUAACAUCACUUUGAAAGAUGGAAUUGAACUGCACAAUUUCACCAGUCUGUUUAAUUUCUCAAGAAUUAAUACAACUAUGGACUACAGAGUUGUAACUCCAUUUACUAAUGCUAGCUGGAUUAGUGCUGUAGAGUUGAAGAACUUCACCAGCUUUUUGAACUUCAGUCUCAUCAAUGCAAACGCGACUGUCAACUUGUCUUCAAAUCUUGCCACUUUUGAUCACUUCAGCGGUUUGACUUUACACAACUUUUCCGGCAGCGUGCUUAGGUUCAGGCUGAUCAAUGGAAACAUGAGGAACCAGAUCAAGACACAAUUGGCAAAUCUAUCCACCGAAUCUACCGUCACCCUAACGAACUUUAGUUCGUUCUUCAACUUUGAGAAUGCGAAUGCCAGAAUGUCUUACAACCUCUCCACUCCUGUUGUCAACAGCACUCUGGAAACUAAGACGGAUCUAUUCAACUUCAUCAGCUGGAAAGACUUUAGCCACAUUAACAUUAGUCACAACUUCACCUUUGUGACAAAGAUGAUUAACACUACUGCAACAAACACAAUGCACAUGAUCAAGUGGACUGCAUACCAACAAAAACUCUCUGUCAACGUCUCCAGCCCAGUAGCAGAAAUGUUACUUUUACAGACAAGCGACAACCAAUCUGUAUACAUCACAGUUUCAUCACCAAAACAUGGCUCAUUGUUUUUCCUCGGAAAGAUAAGUGAUGAUGGCAAACUGAUGAACAUGACAGUCUAUCACAUGACAACCGUUGACAAGUUGAACGUGACGGACCUACAGUGGCUAUUGAUGUUAAACCAAAGCAAUGUCAUCUACAGCAACUUUAGCUGGAACCCAGCUUUAGUUGAUGGUGCUUUUAACCUUACCAAUGAUCUUAUUGUUACCGCCGUCAACAUCACCAUGACAGCUGUUAAUCAGACUAAGAACUACACACACCAUGUUGUCAAUGUCACCAGGACCUAUAUAGACGAACAAGUCCGCAGACUGAACGAAACUUAUCAGAACAUUGAUGUUAUCACCGCUGACCUUAUUGUACGAGUCCGUGAGGAGACCAACAAGACUAUUCUAAAGGUGAAAGAUUAUGCUAUUCAGCAGUGGAGAAAUGCUAAGGAAUUCGAUUAUGACGAUCUCUGGUUUAGGACCGUUGAAGAAUACAAACGAGUAAAGAAAGAUUUGAAAGAGAAGUAUGCUGAACUCAAGAUAGAAUACAACAACAUGAAGACUAAGGCACUUGAAAAAUAUGAAGAUCUUAAAGAAAAGACCAAAGAACUAGUAGUUAAGAUUAAAGAAAUUCUCAAAAACGAGGAGCACCUGAUCAACCGUCUUCCAAUGAGGUAUUUCGAGAAGACCAUCUUUGAGAUCAUCCAGGUUAUUACGAAUUACAAUGAAAUAAUUGCGAAGAUUGAGACAAUAUUGAAGGACAAAGAUCAUCUAAUCAACCGCCUUCCAAUGAGGUAUUUCAAAAAGUCUAUAUAUGAGAUCAUCCAAAGUUCGAAGAAGCUCAUUGAGAAGAAAAUGAAAAAGUUGCAGGAAGAAGUCAAGGUACUAAAAACGAAGGCCCUAGAGAAGACUAAAAUCUACAUUGCCUACCUCAAAGACAAGUAUACGGAAUUAAAAAAGAUGUAUGAUGAAUUCGACCGAGAGGAGUUUGUAGCACGUGUAAGAGAGAUUGUAGAUGAACUUUCUGUUAAAGCCCGUGACCUGUAUAAGAAGGUUUUAAAGAAAGCCACACGUGUUAUUGAAGACGCAAAGGAAAAACUCGACAUUGCCAUUGAUGAAGCAAAGGUGAAACUUGAAAAAGUAAUUGAUGAAGUUGUAGAAAUGUCCAAAAACGAAUCCAACACCGUCAACAGCUUGACCCUCAGAUACUUGAACCGCACUGUCUACACCAUUGCUCAAGAACUUGUUGCUAUCUACAAAGAUCAAUAUGCUGCAGCUAUGGUAAAGUUUGACAUAUACAAGGAAAAAGCAGAAGAAUUGCUGGUUAAGCUUAUUGAUGAGACUGUUGUCAUGUCACUAAACGAGUCUUUACUUAUCAACAAGUAUGCUUUGAAAUAUACUGGCCGCAAUAUUAACCAACUUGUGAAGGAAAGCAUUGAAAACCUGACUAAACUUGUCGAACAGAUGAACGAGACGGCAUUGGAAAUGUACCAAGAUGCCAAGGUUAAGUAUGUCGAUUACAAAGCCAAGGCAUUGGAAAUGUACGAAGAGUACAAAUUAAAGGCAACGGAGAAGUACGAUGAAUACAAGAUCAAGGCAGUCGAAAAGUACAAAGAGCUCCGUGAGCGUCUCCAGGAAUUAUACGAGGCAUUGAAGAUUAAAUGUCAGGAAUAUUACGACUAUGCACAGAAUAAAACCCUUGAAUUGAAAGAAAAGUUGAGUGAAUUAAAGGAGAAAUUUAAGAACCAGCCACUAAACACAUCUGUCAGGGAAACCAUGGAAUAUGUUGAAGAAGUUGCAGAGAAGCUUAGGGUCAAAGUUGAUGAGUUGACUACUGAGAUGAUCCAGUUCUACGAAGAAAACAUCACUGAAGAAAACAUUCUGAAAUUCAGAAGAGAUGCAGAGAAAUACAUCGAGGAAACAAUUCAACCACUCAUAAGCAAACUCGAAAAUAUCACCGAAGAUGUUUCAAUGAAGACAAUGAAAGUUCUUGAAAAUCAGGGAGUCCUGGAACUUACUGGAAAGUUUGUAGAGAAGACCCGUGAAUAUUUAAAUGCUACUCGUGCGUUAAACAUGAAGGCUAUACAGUCUGCUCAAACAGCCAUUAAUAUCUCUCGAGAAAGUGUAGAAUCAUUCAUUGAAUACCUCAACAACACUUUGCCAGGAUGGAUUUACAGAUACUAUGAAAUUAACCAGAUUCCACGUCGUGUAUGGGAUACUGCUGUUGAAGUUGCUCAAGUAAAGAUGGAACAGAUUCCUGUGUUGAUUCGUAUGACCCCAGAACUCACCCUCAACCUUACCCGCUCUACAAUAAGCUAUAGCUUGAACAGCAUUGGACAAGUUGGGGAGCACAGCUUUUCCAUGAACAUCUCUCAUCCACUCAACUAUACCAGCUUCUACAAGGCACCGACAUUUACCAACAAGCAGUGGGAUAUGAUUUUCAGGGCACAGAAUAAAACUAAAGAGGCCAUCAACCAGGUUAUUUUGUACUACAAUGAAACACGACAAUACUUUAACGAAACAUAUCCACUUCUCAUUGAAUGGGUCAAGGAACAAGAACCUAUCCUCCGUGAAAAAUAUGAAAAGAUUCGUGACAAAGUAGAGAUUCUUCGUGACCAGGCUAUUGAAAAGUAUGAUGAAUGGAAGCUAAAAACACAGACGAAAUAUGAUGAAUUGAAAGUGAAGGUAGACGAAAUGAUAAAAGAAACCAAAGUAAAGUAUGAAGAAAUAAAAGAAAAAGCUAAGUUAAAGUACAAUGAGAUAAAGGAAAAGGUUGAGUUGAAGUACAAAGAGUAUUAUCCAAAAGUUGUUGAAGAAUGCAAGAGAAUUUAUGGUGUGGUCCGCAAGGAACUUCCUAACUGGAGGACACACCUAAAAACUGCUUACAACGUCACCAAAGAAGAACUGAAGAUCCUACAAGAAUUGUUUGUUGAAGAAUGCAAGCGAAUCUCAACUGAGGCUGGUGUUAAAUACGAACAACUUCAAGACAAGUACAAUGAACUCAAACCUGUCGUUAAGGACAAAGUCAGCGAAAUCAUGAAGGCUGUCAAAACCAAGCUUGAAAAGUUAAAAUUGAAAUUAAAGGAUAACUACAAGAAACUGAUUGCUCUUAUCAGGAAGGAAUUUCCAAACUGGAGGGAACAUCUUAACAAGCUUACCGACAAAAUGUAUCUGAAGUUUGAUGAGUUGAUCGUCAAGGCUAUUGAAUUGAUUGAAAAGAUCAAGGAAAAGAUUCCAGAAAUUGAGGAAAAAUUGGACGAAUUGGUGUCUCGAGUAAAGGCUCUUACACCAGACUACAUCAAAAAUAACCUACAUGAAAUUAUUGAGUACAUCAAGGAAGCUAUCAAGUACUUGGAAGAAAAGAUCCAAAACAUUGAGUAUCCUCAACUACCAAGCCUCCCAGCAUUCACCGACAUCAUUCCACCAUUCCAAAGCACUGGCAUGAUCUUUGGACCACUUCACGUAUACACAUUCGACCAAAAAAGAUACGAGUUUCCAGGAUACAAAGGAGAUGGAUGCACAUACGUUUUAGCAAGUGACUUUGUGGACCGCAACUUCACCAUCGUCAGCACACAAGAUACAGUUACACUCCUCAUCCAGGAGAUGAGCAUCAAAGUCAACAGCGAAAAUAAGGUGCAGAUAAAUGGAAGAAAUGAGAUUCAAGAGCUACCAUACCAGUCAUCUGGUAAAGAAGUUACGAUUGUUAGAAAUGGACAAUGGGUAGAAAUUUCCACAACUUAUGGUCUUGACAUUAAAUGUGACGCUAUGUAUGCAAUCUGUCUUUUCAACGCUAGCCACUGGUACUACAACAAGACGCUUGGCCUCCUCGGAACUUUAAACGAAGAAAAACAUUUUGAUAUGCGCAAACCAGAUGGUAACGUCGCCCGUGAUCUUACUGACUUUGCCAACUCAUAUGAAGUAAGUGGAUCUACUAAAUGCAAGAUCAUACCAAGCCGUGAUGAAAUCUUCAGCCAAGGUCCAAGAGAUUGCACCGCAGAACCAAGCCGACAGUGUAAAUUCCUUUUUACUGAUCAGGACUCUCCAUUCGCCAAAUGCUUCGAUACAGUCAACGUCACUGAAUUUAUAACACUCUGCGAAGAGGAAACUAAGUGUUAUCCACAACUUGAUGAGGCUAUCUGCAAUGCAACUGUUUCAUAUGUUGAAAUGUGCCGCAGCCGUGGUAGACACAUUGAGCAUGCUCAGAAAUGCAACAAGUGUGGUGACAAGGUCAUUGGCGAAAUCUGGGAAACGAAGAGCACCCGCUCUGCUGACAUCGUCAUGAUUGUCUCAGAAAACAGAAGAAUGGUAGAAAAUCACGACAUUGUCCAGGCGCUUACACAGAUCGUUGAAACGACAGACAAAACCUUGAAGAAAGCCAGCAUCAAUGACAACAGAUUUUCACUUGUAGCUUUCGGUGGAGCCGAUAUUCACAAAAACGCUCAUCAGCAUACCAUCAAUGGAAAGACCUUUGCUAGCUCUUCCGAUUUCAUCAGUGGGGCACAGGGCCUGGCAUUCUUUGGUGAUUAUGAGACUGAGAGUUUGGAAGCCCUGAAACUUGCCACAGAGCUUGAACUUCGUGAAGAAGCCACCAAGAUCUUUAUUCUGGUCGUUGAAGAGGAGACUGAAGCUGAGAUUGAAGAGCAGUUGUUCAUCCAAUCGCUUCUGGAAAAGAAUGGUAUCACCCUCAAUGUCAUCUCAUCAUACGAAAUCUUAAAGAAGACAAAGACAAGCAAGAACAUCGUUGGAAUUAACUGGGAUGGCCGAGCCAUUAUGACAUCCAAGUCCGAAAAAGACAUCUCCACCAAGCUAGAUAUACCGAGAGGCAGUUAUGCCAAACUGGCCAAGGCAUCCAAGGGUAAGUCUCAAUUGACGAAUCAUCUGAUUUAUUAACAUAUUUCACAUUUG
Messenger RNA from Anneissia japonica, 14930 nucleotides. RefSeq lists its product as uncharacterized. The transcript is spliced from 24 exons. Lineage: Eukaryota; Metazoa; Echinodermata; Crinoidea; Comatulida; Comatulidae. The record is from RefSeq and is a predicted model, not a curated record. Gene Ontology annotation, molecular function: lipid carrier activity. The coding region runs from base 291 to 14915 and encodes 4874 amino acids. Gene Ontology annotation, biological process: lipid transport.